Messenger RNA from Cladophialophora carrionii CBS 160.54, 567 nucleotides. RefSeq lists its product as uncharacterized. The transcript has a single exon. Bases 1 to 567 code for a protein of 188 amino acids. The record is from RefSeq and is a predicted model, not a curated record. Lineage: Eukaryota; Fungi; Ascomycota; Eurotiomycetes; Chaetothyriales; Herpotrichiellaceae.
AUGUCCGCCUCCACUCCUGUACCCCAAGAUCAGACCUCCACGCCUGCAGCAAUGACAUCUUUUCGAUCGCAGAUCAUCGGCACCUGGGAUCUCGUCUACUACAUCGCCAUCAAUCCCGAGGAUCCAGACGACAUUGUCUACCCCAUGGGCAAUGAGGCCAAAGGACAAAUCAUGUACAGUAGCGACGGGUACAUGGCGGCUCUGCUACAAGAGGGGAACCUGAAACCCUUCGAGCACCACUGGAAACACGGCAACACCGAAGAACUGGCUACUGCCGCGAAGAAGACCAUGGCGUACGGCGGUCCAUUCUACCUUGACGAGGACCCCGGCAAGCCCCAGACGAUCGUCCACCACGCCCAAAUCAGCAUGCAUCCGAACUUGAUCAAUACCUUGCAAGUCCGCCAGGCGGAGCUCAUCCAGGAAGACGGCCGCGAGUGCCUCAUUUUGGGACCUGAAUCUCCGACUGAGUGGGAGGGAACCCAACGCCUUCUGCGCCUCAAGUGGCGGAAGCGAUCUCAGAACAAUGCGACGAAGGCCCCCCACGAUGCUAGAGAGUUGAAGCUGUGA